AUGGGUUUCCAGUUCAACGGCGCACCGCCAGCUUGGUUGGACAACUCAUCCACGCCCAAAUCAUUCGGCAUCCCGUCAUCUACGCCAUCUGCUAGCGUACGGACUACCACAGCUCAGUCCUUUGGACCGGCAGCCUCAGUGAAGACGGCCCCUUCUUUUGGCACGAACCCGGCCAUCCUUCGCGGCUCGCCAGGCGCCUUCCCUUCUUUUCCCGCUGCCGCCUCAAAUCCGCACCCGCCAGCCUUGCAAUCCACGCCAAAUUCCUCAUUCGGUUCGUCGCCACCUUCCAGACAGUCUAAGGCAAAAGUAAGCCCUUUCGCCACUGCCUCCUCAGAUACGCCGACGUUGUCUGGUAUCCCAUGCAAAACCUCCGUCUCAAGUGAGAAGACAGACGAUGCUCUCCGCAAAGCACUUCAGCGUGCAUCCGGAGACCAAUUUACCGCGACAGUAGGUGAUGCCGACAUCGCCGCAGACGAGAUCCUGAAGGAUGCGCUUAAGAAGAGCGGACUCAAUAGGAGUAAUGUGAUUGCUCUGUUGCAAGCUCUCGGACAGUCACCAGAGCUCUCGAUCUUCACCAACACCUUGUUUGGAGAGCUAGUCGGUCGACGUAUUCCAGGCUUCCAGUCCCAGUCAAAGACCACUACCAAGCCCACCGACAACCCUUUCAGCAAGCCGGGGCAGUCAGAGAAGAAGAAAGCCGAAUCGUCCUCCCAGGUGCUACGUCAUCACCCAUGGGUCCGUUAUCGACUUGAAAUACCUGUUGCGCAGCGCUUGGUCAGCUCCAGAGCUAUGGCGAAGUUUGAACAUGCCAAGGUUCUUGCUGCUUGGAUGCUCUCGCAAGUAUGUAGUAGUGCUACCAGCGACAAACGGAACAUGUUGGAACUAGCGGCCACGAACAUCAUCGAGCGGAAGGAAUCGGAGUUGGCAAUUAAGGGCAUCGUGAUCUGGAUUAAAGAGAAGGUGUCCCGUGCGAAGGUUCUGCUUGCUACGGUGGAGACAGAGCGUGGUACACUGAUCUCAGACGACGAGGACAUGAACAAAGUCAUCCGCAGUGCCUCCAUUGCCACUCAGGACGACAUCUCUGUCUUUACGCGGAAUCCUCCGGCCUCUUCGAAGAACGACAAGCCCUUCCGGUUUCUCGACCUGCCAGCCGAGCUCAGGAACGGCGUCUACCGUGAACUGCUGGUCACAAGAUCCGGAUACCUAUCAACUCACCGUCUGGGCGAUACCUCCUACAUUCAAGCUGAGCAGGGCGGUACCAAAUUCGAUCUACACUCCCCUGGCUGUCAUCCUGCGAUUCUCGAGACGUGCAAGCAAGUCUACAAGGAAGCCAAAAGCGUACUAUACGUAGAGAAUGUCAUUGUCGCUCGUCUCACAGCGAACAUCGGCACCAAGAGCGUCUUCAAGAUGGGUAGAAUGCGCCCUUCUACCCUGCCUCACCUUACCAAUCUGGUCUUGUCGGUCGAUAGCAUUAAGUUCGACGGCGGUCUUCGCGGCGCCUUUGCGGGCGUCUCUCCAAACUACGCCAAAUUGAACUGGUACGCUCUACAAUCGCUGACCGGGCUCAAGAAGCUCCGCAUCUGCAACAUCGAACGCGAAAACCAGAAGUGCGACUUUCCCGAGGAUCAUCUCAAGCAUAAGACUGCCCUCUUGGAACAGAUAAUCGAGCGCAUUCCAGCGAACUGUGAUUUGUCUUACGAAGCUCAAGAGGGUAUCGAAAAGAGGUUUAUACAGGAACAGCUUCAGUGGCGAAACCGUCCAGGCCACAUCCGAGAUGCAUAUGAGGUGGACGGAGAGGUUUUGAAGCGAUGCGCGCAGGGUACGUUGCAGAAUCAGGGCGCCAAGUCGGGGGAUGAGCGGAACCACUUCUAUGCUGAUCGGAGUAUUAAGUUGGGGAGUUUGGUGAAGGACGGAGACGAGGGAACGUUUGAUCCGAGGCAUGUCUUUGGGGCGGGAGACUAG
Molecule: messenger RNA, 1962 nt
Organism: Lecanosticta acicola
Lineage: Eukaryota; Fungi; Ascomycota; Dothideomycetes; Mycosphaerellales; Mycosphaerellaceae
Source: the annotation of a GenBank genome assembly